CAACAUCUAUGGACAAUGAUACCCUAUAAUAGUGUACCUUUUCCAAACGGUGUGUUGCCAUCUUUCCCUUCCAAAACGGUGAAAGAUUCUGCUCACAAGAGACGGAACAGCUUUCGAAGUAAUGGAUGAAAGAACAGAAGUUGAUGGAACAGAGAAAGUGGGAGAAGUGAAGGAAGGAGUAGCGUCAAUAGCAUUAUUGCCAAGUGGGUCCAUCUCUGGUCACUUCAUUCAUCUUCCUCAGUCCAUCUGCUAUGGCCUUCACGGCACUGAGUUAUCUUGUGAAAGGGAAUGCAGCAAGGGGGAGGAUUAUCGGUUGAUCAAGCUCACAAUCAUAGAUUACAAUAGAAAGAAAGAACAAGCUGUUGUGGUGGAGUGCAGAGGCCAUGAUGCUGCCCGGUUCCACACUGUUGAUCAUGCUCAUGGUUGGGAGAAGGAUGUUGUAGGUAUGGUUGAACAAAAGCAUGGGAAGAACAAGAUUCUGCUUUCUUUUGAAUGUGAGACACUAAAAGCCGAUAAAGCAGCUGAAGAUCAUAUCAAACAGUUCAUGCCCAAACUAGCUGGGAUGGAUGCAGUUGUUAAUAUUGGAAGGAUGCGAAUAUCAGGAUUGGACUUUGAAGCAGAGGAGGAGGACGUUUAGGCAGAGAUGUGAUUAAGUGAAUAUAUAGUUGUUCUUAUGGCAUAUAUUGCACAGACCUGUUCUACAAGAUGAAAUGAACCCUUUUCAUGCAGUUUAUGGUACGACCCGGUGUGCUUUUUCUUAUUUAUUUAUAUGUAAUUGUUCUCAAGUCACUUUACCACGACAUAGGGAUAUAUUCAAUCUGAGUUUAAC
Molecule: messenger RNA, 829 nt
Organism: Mangifera indica (mango)
Lineage: Eukaryota; Viridiplantae; Streptophyta; Magnoliopsida; Sapindales; Anacardiaceae
Exons: 6
Coding region: 122-637 (171 amino acids)
Source: RefSeq, a predicted model, not a curated record